This is a messenger RNA of Budorcas taxicolor (takin), 1506 nucleotides long. RefSeq names its product potassium inwardly rectifying channel subfamily J member 3 (gene KCNJ3). The transcript has 3 exons. The record is from RefSeq and is a predicted model, not a curated record. NCBI's taxonomy places the organism in Eukaryota, Metazoa, Chordata, Mammalia, Artiodactyla, Bovidae. The coding region runs from base 1 to 1506 and encodes 501 amino acids. Gene Ontology annotation, molecular function: G-protein activated inward rectifier potassium channel activity. Gene Ontology annotation, biological process: regulation of monoatomic ion transmembrane transport; potassium ion import across plasma membrane. Gene Ontology annotation, cellular component: plasma membrane.
AUGUCUGCACUCCGAAGGAAAUUUGGGGACGAUUACCAGGUAGUGACCACCUCGUCCAGCGGCUCGGGCUUGCAGCCCCAGGGGCCGGGCCAGGGCCCGCAGCAGCAGCUUGUGCCCAAGAAAAAGCGACAGCGGUUCGUGGACAAGAACGGCCGGUGCAAUGUCCAACACGGCAACCUGGGCAGUGAGACGAGCCGGUACCUCUCGGACCUUUUCACCACCCUGGUGGACCUCAAGUGGCGCUGGAACCUCUUCAUCUUCAUCCUCACCUAUACAGUGGCCUGGCUCUUCAUGGCGUCCAUGUGGUGGGUGAUCGCCUACACUCGGGGCGACCUGAACAAAGCCCACGUCGGCAACUACACGCCCUGCGUGGCCAAUGUCUAUAACUUCCCUUCGGCCUUCCUCUUCUUCAUCGAGACCGAGGCCACCAUCGGCUAUGGCUACCGCUACAUCACCGACAAGUGCCCCGAGGGCAUCAUCCUCUUCCUAUUCCAGUCCAUUCUCGGCUCCAUCGUGGACGCCUUCCUCAUCGGCUGCAUGUUCAUCAAGAUGUCCCAGCCCAAGAAGCGCGCGGAGACCCUGAUGUUUAGCGAGCACGCGGUGAUCUCUAUGAGGGACGGGAAACUCACGCUCAUGUUCCGAGUGGGCAACCUGCGCAACAGCCACAUGGUCUCCGCGCAGAUCCGCUGUAAGCUGCUCAAAUCUCGGCAGACACCUGAGGGUGAGUUCCUUCCCCUUGAUCAACUUGAACUGGAUGUAGGUUUUAGUACAGGGGCAGAUCAACUUUUUCUUGUUUCCCCCCUCACGAUUUGCCACGUGAUCGAUGCCAAAAGCCCCUUUUAUGACCUAUCUCAGCGAAGCAUGCAAAGUGAACAGUUCGAGAUUGUCGUCAUCCUAGAAGGCAUUGUGGAAACAACUGGGAUGACUUGUCAAGCUCGAACAUCGUACACCGAAGAUGAAGUUCUCUGGGGUCAUCGUUUUUUCCCUGUAAUUUCCUUAGAAGAAGGAUUCUUUAAAGUUGAUUACUCCCAGUUCCAUGCAACAUUUGAAGUCCCCACCCCACCUUACAGUGUGAAAGAACAGGAGGAAAUGCUCCUUAUGUCAUCUCCUUUAAUAGCACCAGCCAUAACUAACAGCAAAGAAAGACAUAACUCUGUGGAAUGCUUAGAUGGACUUGAUGACAUUAGUACCAAACUUCCAUCUAAGCUGCAGAAAAUUACUGGAAGAGAAGACUUUCCCAAAAAACUCUUGAGAAUGAGUUCUACAACUUCUGAAAAAGCCUACAGCUUGGGCGAUUUGCCCAUGAAACUUCAACGAAUAAGUUCAGUACCUGGCAACUCAGAAGAAAAACUGGUAUCUAAAACCACCAAAAUGUUGUCUGAUCCCAUGAGCCAGUCAGUGGCUGAUUUGCCACCAAAGCUUCAAAAGAUGGCAGGAGGAGCAACCAGGAUGGAAGGCAAUCUUCCAGCAAAAUUAAGAAAAAUGAACUCUGAUAGAUUCACAUAA